Molecule: messenger RNA, 1035 nt
Organism: Caenorhabditis briggsae
Lineage: Eukaryota; Metazoa; Nematoda; Chromadorea; Rhabditida; Rhabditidae
Exons: 4
Coding region: 1-1035 (344 amino acids)
Source: RefSeq, a predicted model, not a curated record
AUGCCUUUCAAUAACUCAACUUCAUAUAUACACUACGCUGAAAAAGCUAAGAAUAUUUCCGAAUUCGGGUUUUUCUUUACCUCGAUUUUUUGUGCCGUUUUGAUCUAUUUAACAAACUUCGAAGUGACUAGGGAUUUCGGAAGUUAUAAACAUCUCUUUUUAAUGUUUCCAGUAUUUGGAAUUAUUUUCGCCACUCUCGAAAUGAUUUUGUACCCGAAUGCCUUUUCUCACAAUUCUGGUUAUAUUUUCUACUCCACAAGCCGCCCGUUUCAGUUGAGCCAAAACGCGACUAGUUGGCUGCUCGUUUCCUACUCGGGCAUCUAUUCAUCCACAAUUUCAAACUUGGCCGUUCAAUUUUUGUACAGAUAUUGGGCGAUUUUUGAUGAAAAAAAGAUUUGGAUUUUUAAAGGAUGGAGAUUACUCAUCUGUAUGUUAUAUUCUAUUUUAUUUGGCUUUCAAUGGGGACUUGGAACUUAUUAUUUCGACCAAAUUGAUGAUUACUCGAAAAACUAUUUCGAAUUGGAAAUGAUGCAAAAGUUCAGUGCGGAUUUUUCCAACAUUUCUGGCUUAAUUCUAGUGGCUUAUGAUUCCAAUAGAUCCAUCAGAUGGCGAAAUGUUUGCUGUACCAUUAAUAUGACAUUCAUCAUGUUAUUCCAAUACAGUAUAAUCAUGUACUGCGCUAUUCGUAUGUACUUUGAGAUGGAAUCAAAAGUGCAAAUCUUGUCUCCUGCGCUUAGGAACUUGCAUAGGCAGUUCUUUAAGACUCUUGUUUUGCAAGUGGUCACUCCAACGGUAACCUUGUUUGCGCCAGUAACUGUAUUGAUCUAUCUACCACUUUUUGAUCUACAACUUGAUCUACCAUUUGGAAUAUUUCUAUCAACUUUAUCGAUUUUUCCUGGUACGGAUGCAAUUAUUGUGAUGUAUGUAGUACAGGACUACAGGUUGGCCAUGAAAAAUAUGGGCCAAAAAUUUACUGGAAGUAUAAUUACUUGGGCGAAUAGUCCAAGUGCCACAGUAGUACCAGUAGCAAAUUGA